CUGGCAUUUAUUUUGUGCGUGUUUCUUUUUAGAUUAAUUUAAGGGCUGAGUUAAUAUUGACAGUUAACGAGGAAGUCAAUGUAGUUCAUUUGGUCGGUUAUCUGCUGUCUUAAAGUUAGUAAUACAUUUAAUAAAACGGCUUUUAUCAAGUAUGAAAAUGUGUAAAAUAUCCAAUUUUGUGUAUAUAUAAUUUGUAAAGGAAAUUGUUACAAUUAAAAUGGUUGUUUUUCCAUAUAACAUAAGAAUGCUAAUUCCUGAGUGAUCAAACUGAUUAGAAUUGUACAUGCAUGCAUAGUACAGCUGCCCAUCUCAGACGUAAUUGGGGCGGUGUGUGGCUCAGCAUGUUAGGACUCUGCUUCUGAUCAGAAAUUAACAGUUUGGAAUUCCAGCACUGACAGUCUAAUAGCAGCAGUGGGCCCCUGAGCAAGGCCCUUGACCCUCAGUUGCUCCAGGGGCACAGGGCACUGUCUGAACCUGUGCUGUUGGCCAAGCUAUGGGCAGCAAGAUGGGAUAGGGAAAGAGAAGAACUUCUGUACUUGUGCAAACGGCAAAUAUAGGAUUUAUUUUUAUUUAUUUACAGUUUGCAGUAAAGUGCUGCUGCUUGCUGAACAGUGUCUAUUGAUUGAGUUGAUAUAGGUACCGUCUCUCUCUCUCUCACACACACACACACACAUAUACAUAUAUAAUGUAAAGGAUAAUUUAUCUAUAUAUAACCUUCGUAGGUGUUCUUGGUAUUACACCUACAAUGAACUUGUUUGAGUAAAAUGGGGUUAACCACACAUGAUGUUCAAAUAAGUGGUGGAAAAUCUAAAUGUUUAAAAAAUGAUGUUGUCUUUGGUGCUGGUGAGGUAUAUUGUGCUUUAGCUGUUUAUUUUUAAGUUGAAGGAGUACCAGUUAUAAGUUGUUGUGCAUUUUUGUUCCAUUGAGGACUGUGUGUGCAUGUGUGUGUUUGUUCAGGUAUAUAUGACAUUGUAGGGGCCAAAUGUCCCCACAGUGUGAUAAAAAACUUGUUACAUGGACCUUUUGGGGACAUCUGUGAGUGCAGUCAAAAAGCUAAAAUAGCCGUAAGACUUGCAUUUUGUUUGGUUACUUAUGGUUAAGGCUAGGGCUGGGUAGAGGUCAGACUUGUCAUAGUUGGUAUUAGGGUUAUGCUCAGAGAAAUAAAUGGAGAAUCAGAACCAGAAAGGGUAUUUGUACGAUAAUGCUCUGACCCAGUUGAAUGACAAUAGAUCUUGUGACCACAGCUAUGCCAUAUCUAAGUUUGGGGGGGCUGGGGGUGGUGUUAGUGACACAGUUAUUGCAGAAGUGUUAAUAUUUUUUGGCAAUUCCUUUAUUCAGUUGGUUUCUUUUUAGUAAAGACCUAGUGUAGUUUACUUCAGAGCUGUGAAUCAUCUACCAUCAUUUUCACAUGCCCAUCAUGCUGUGUGAGGUAGACUUGAUGAACCUCAGUUUCAGAUUUUAAAACACCAAAGAAAAGUGCAAUCUUGGUACUACUGUUUUACACAUACUGAUGAGGUCUAAUUAUAGAUUGUUACAAUAGUUUGACCAAGAAUAGCAUUUAACUCGGCUUGAAUUUUAAAAAGUAAUAAGCUAUAUGUCCUUCAUAUUGCCAUACAUUGUAUUCAAAUUUGAAAUAAUUUUAAGCAUGGCAGAAAUUUGUUCCUACAGUGUAUUGCUCUAAAUAGGUAUUUGAGUUUAUGCAUGAAUAUGGAUGAGGGCAGACGUAGUGGUCAUGAAUAAUUCAUUUAUCACUCCACUGACUCCACAGCUUUCAGAUGCUACAGCACAAAUAAGCUGUGUGGGGCGUUCUGGCCAGUGGCCACUUGCUGUGAGGACAUGGGCCUUAUCUGCUUUCACAUGUGAGCAAGUUACCCUCCAAGUUGUGCCACGUAAUAUGUGUGCAGGUGUUCGGUUUUGCCUUUUUAGGGGUAUUGAGAGGUGUCUGUUCCCUGGUUCUGGAGAGCCAGUGUAUAUAGACUUAUACCCUAAUUCACAUGCUGGUCGUUUACUCUGUUUUGACUGUGGAGACGGUGGCUCUUCAUGGUGCUGGUCUUCUGUCAACAUCCUUGAAUUUUCUGCCUCUGGAUCCCACUAGUAAUAAAAGAGGGGUCAGUGUUAAAUGUGACCACAAGAUGGCUCUCAUUAAAAUGGAAUAUAAGAAUAUUCCUCAUCUUCAUCUGCAUGGUUCUGGAAUUAGCAUUUUCUCUUAUUAGUAUCUGAGUCACUGUCUGCAAGUGCAUCCUGAAGACAUUAGUCUCACUGAUUUCAGUAGCCUAGAGCUAUGGGCUAUGGACGUUUCAUUUUCAAUUGUUUGUUUAAAAUUGUUAAACUCUGCAUAGUGUAUCAUUGGAUCUGAACAGCCACAGAAUGUAAAUUUUAUAUUUACGAUCUCAUUUUUCCUCAGCUAAAAUGCUGUCGUCCCCCACUCCUACAAAAGCAUGUAGUCGUUGCAACAGUAAUGUUAAAAGAAACUGAAAGUUUGUUAGUCACCUCCUAUAUCAUAUUUGUCAGUUUGUACAUUUGUAUCCUCUUAAGAUAUCACUGGCCAGCAAACUGUAUGUUUAUCUGCUUGGGAUGAUGAAGACACAGCUGCCAUGUUAUCAGCCGCAGAGGUUUCUGGCUUUUAUUUAUUUUUUUAUAACUGGAAUGUUUUGACUAUCAGAAAUCAUUGAACUCUGCUCCUCAAAGUUCUGUCAGACGACUUUAAGAUGCCUGUCAAAUUCUAUGGGCUUUGAGAUUUCUGUAGUGUAGGUAGCAUUUUACUUUAAAAAAAAAAAAAUGUACAACUUCCUUUCUGCAUAUGAUUUUCAUUUAUUGACUUCAAAGCCUUAUCUUCACUAAAUGAACACUAAAGAGUUCCAGGUUAUCUGAAUAUGCUAAUACAGUUGAGCACGCAUGCAUAUAUUUGCAUACGGAUUGCGCUGCAGCUGUAAAUGUAGCCUUCCAUGUUAACUGUCUAGGAUGCUGCAUGUUGUGCUGCGUAGCUGUUUUGCCAGAAGUUGUGUUAAUGCAGGAUUUUGCAUUUCAUAAACAGGAACAAAAAGGUUACAAAAUGCACCUAAGAACACAUGUAUAUUGAUUUGAACAGUAAUUAAUUUACAAUUUUGACUCCUGUAGAAUGUCAAAAGGAUGUGGAACUUUAAGUGCAAUUAAUCAGCUUGUUAAAUAGGUUUGCUGAUUUUGUAAUUGUGAUUUCUGUUAAUGCUAAUUUAUACAUGAGAAUAAUAUUAAUUGGCACUAUGUGUAAACAGAUACAUUUUGAAGCAUAUAAUGAAGUUAGAAAAAUCAAGUAGCUGAUUCAGUUGGAAAAUACCAUUGCUUUUAAAAGCAUAGCUGCUUAGCUGUGGAUCACAGCCACAAAACGUUUCACCUUUGCUGCAGUUACUCAGUCCCCCUGGAUCCACAUCAAUGUGGAUGUAUGAUUUUACUUCUGUACUUGACUGUUUCCUUUUUAUAAUGUACACUGAAAACUGCUUUUCUGAAUAAACAUAACAUUAGUGAGAUUAGGCUUCUACAGACCUGGUCUGCUGCGAUGCUAUGGUUAGCCAAUCACAGAAGGUGGUAGGUGCUGGUGUUUGAAACAGUGCUCUCUGUAACUUAAGGUGAAAUCUACUCAUUUAGACAAUAAUAUAAAUGGUGACCAUGGGGGGGGGGAACUACAGACUUAUUACUGUUCAGUCUUGCAUGGUGUGCAGAUGGCAAAUGCCUGUGUUAUGGCUGGACAUGGAUUGCUGUGCUAUAGGGCUGGACAGGCCUUUGCUGGCCCAUGGGUAGGCUCUCGAUGUCAGUGUAUAGGUGGGUUACGCUGCCACCCCCCGGUCACCCUGGCUACCGGUGCUGCGUGCCAUCAGCAUCUCUCUCGCCCGUUCACUCUCUCUGCUGUUAUUUGGACUCACACCCACUUCCUCACCAUGAGGCUGGGUUAGAAUCAGUCUUGUUAUCCAAUUAAUAUGGUAAUGAGCUGAUAAAUAUUUAUGACAGAUUUAAAUUAUGCAGAAAGCUUUCUGUCCUUUAUGCGAAAUGAAUCGCUCGCAAGACUUCAAAGCACUCGCACCACACUAACGAGCGCGGAAAAUUUGCAUAGGACUUUAAUCAGCUGCAUACUGAUUAUGCCUCAUUACUGAAAGUGGCAGCUGCAGUCUUUGUCUGGCUUAUUCCAGCGAAGAGGAACUUUUUUGCACUUGGGCUGCCAUAACAUCCGAGAGAAGCAGAGGAGGUGCUCGUGCAUCCACAGAGCCAAAGGCUGUUUGAGACUCCCCUCUGCUGGGUCGCUCUAUACUCCCCUUUAACGAUACCCGCAUCUUAGAGCUGGCUGGGAGCUGUCCUGUACUCCUCUAUGCUUGUGACAGAGUCAGGAAUGAGCAGUCCGUCUGAAUCAAGCAAAGGAGCCAUGGGCAAUGGCGAAGGAAGCCCGGGGCUACGGACAAACGGAGUGGACUUCGAGAGACGGAGUGUGCAGACAGACUCUGUCAGCAGUACCAACACACAGACCCUGCUGCAACAGUCCAAGUCUGCAGAUGCAGCAGAACCCCCGCCCACCAUCCAGUUGGGGGCGCUGCCUCAGGCUCAGCUUAUGUUAGCUGGGGGACAGAUCACUGGAUUGACGCUGACCCCAGCACAGCAGCAGCUCCUGAUCCAGCAAGCACAAGCGCAGCUUCUGGCUGCAGCGGUGCAGCACUCGGCCAGCCAGCAGAGCAGCACCACAGGAGCUGCCAUUUCUGCCUCUGCAGCCACGCCCAUCACUCUCUCCCAGCCCAUCCAGAUCACACCAGAUUUCCAGCAGCUACAGCAGCUGCAGCAGCAGAACUUAAAUCUGCAGCAGUUCGUGCUGGUGCAGCCGGGCCACCCUAUCGCCACGCAGCUGCAGCCGGCGCAGUUCAUCAUCUCGCAGACGGCUCAGGGGCAACAGAAUAUUCUGCAAGCCCAGAAUCUGCUAACACAACUACCUCAAAGCCAAGGCAAUCUGCUGCCGGCUCAGACAAGCAUCGCCAUCAGCACUCAGCCAGCGACACCUACACGCACAAUCGCAGCUGCACCUGUGCAGGCGAUCAACCACGUAACACCAAAGCGCAUAGACACGCCCACUUUAGAGGAGCCCAGCGACCUGGAGGAGCUUGAGCAGUUUGCCAAGACAUUCAAGCAGAGGAGAAUCAAGCUGGGAUUCACUCAGGGGGAUGUCGGCCUUGCCAUGGGCAAGCUGUAUGGGAAUGACUUCAGUCAGACCACGAUCUCCCGCUUCGAAGCCCUGAACCUGAGUUUCAAAAACAUGUGCAAGCUGAAGCCGCUGCUGGAGAAGUGGCUUAACGAUGCAGAGAACCUCAACUCAGACCCCUCCCUGUCCAGCCCCAGCGCCCUUGGCUCACCGAGUCUGGGCAUGGAGGGUACCAACCGGCGCCGCAAGAAGCGGACCAGCAUUGAGACCAACAUUCGAGUGGCCUUAGAAAAGAGUUUUCAGGAGCAGAACCAAAAACCUACCUCUGAGGAGAUCACCAUGAUCGCCGAUCAACUGAAUAUGGAGAAGGAGGUUAUCCGCGUUUGGUUCUGCAACCGCCGGCAGAAGGAGAAGAGGAUCAACCCACCAAGCAAUGCCAGCACUGGAAACACAGCAGUUAAAGCAGUGUUUGCUCCUUCCAACCCUGUGGUGUCGAGCACGGCCAGCCUAGUGACCAGCGCAGCCCCCGUCUCGCUGGCUGGAAACCUGCCCCCAGCACUGACCAGCACAGCCGCCUCCAGCCUCGCCUUCACAGGCCCGACCCUCGGGGCAGCGACUACAAACACCGCGUCUGUCAUAUCAACGGUUACUAUGACGACAUGCACAGCGACACCCUCGUUCGGGGAGGGAGGCCGGCCCCAGAAGACGGCGGUGGUGACUCAGGUGCCGGCAGCUUCCAGCUCGACCUCGCAGGUGAUGAUGGCGACGCCCGGGCUGCCGGCCGCCCUGCAAAGUGCCGCCAUGGCUGCCGCGGCUGCGGGCCUGGGCCCGGGGCUCGUGGCGUCCCCGCAGUUCACACCAGGGGGGGCGUUGCUGAGCCUGGCUCCUGGAGGCCUGGGAAGCGCUCUGAGUCCGGCCUUGAUGAGUAACAGCACCCUUGCCACCAUUCAAGCCCUGGCAUCCAGUGGGACUCUGCCGAUAUCCGUCGAUGGAAAUGGGAACCUGUUGUUUGCGAAUGCUAGUGCCGGAACCACCAACCUGGUACCUGCUCCACUUUUCCUGAACCCACAGAACUUGUCCCUGCUGACUAGCAACCCAAUCAGCUUAGUGUCUGCGAGCGGGGCUGUGGGGGGAGCUGGAAGCGGGGCCCUCAACCUGCAGGUCGCCUCUGUUCCCCAUGGCGAUUCCCACCACGGCACGGUGACCUCCACCAAGGCCCAGUAAAGACCGUACUGACUGAUCUGCUGCCACCAAGAGCGAAGCCUGUGCUGGACGUCCCUCCUGCUGUUUUUCCGUGAGCUUCAGGCCUAAAGACACAUCCUGGGUCUUCAUGCUUGAUUGUGUGGUUCUUGGCAUGUAGGAACUUCUUGGGUCUUUUUUGCAAAGACUGCUACUGAAAGAAACGUAGGCAAUUCUAAUCUAAGAAGAUCAACUGCAUUGACAUAUUUACAGAAGUAAUUAUUAUUGUACUGAUUAUCUGUCUCACAUAUGGAGGGUGGGUGAAACUUUUAUAUAGAAGCUUUUCAGUGUUCACUGCUGUGCGUGCUGAAGAGGCUAUGAGUGUGUGUGUGUGUGUGUGUGUGUGUUGACUUUCUUAGUGAAUUUUUUUAGCUUUAUAUUGUCCUUAACUGAAACCUUAAACACGGUUAGAAGGCUUUAAGCUUACAGGGAGCUGUGUUCUUGCUUGGGCUCGUUUUACUGUAAGGAAUCGUGCUAUUCAACAUGUGUCUCUCUAAAACACUGGUACUGCAGGAGUUUGCAUGAAUUAAUAGGGUGGUGAGGACAAUAGACAACACUGAUUUUUGUACUCUAAUUGUGAGAGCUUUACAGGAAGCUGACGUGCUGUGGUUUUGACUGUCGUAACUGGCACAGGGAGCGCUGGUGGCGGCGCUCUCCAUCCUCAUGCCUUAAGGUCCUUUGUGCGGCCUCUCAGCGCAGGUGUCGCUCCUGGCCUUUUGGGUCUGGCCCGACGCUUCGGGGCCGUUCUGUGCCCAGAACCCGAGGACCAUGUUGGCACCAGCUGCUCUGUGGCUCAUUGAUCUCUCUACUCUUUAACCAGCUUCUAUUCAGAUACCAAAAAUAUCACGUGUCUGUAUGUUUCUGUAGAUUAGCAUAAAAGUGUCUAUUAGGAGAAUCCCUACUUGGGUCAUGACUGAUAAUGCAAUACUGUCAUGACACUUUCCAAAGACUGAUGGGCGAAAUACUUUAGUUUCCAUGUGAGGAGGUGUGUGUGUGUGUGUGUAUGUGUGUGUGUGUGUGUGUGUGUGUGUGUGUGACAGAGAGAGAGAGCGAGAGAGAGAGAAUUAGUGCAUUAAAGCAAACCGUAGGGAGGAGAUGCUUAAUGAGCUUGGAUUACUGGUCAGGCACAUUUUUAUGCUUGAUUUUUAAAGAAAUGUUUGAAACCUUAACGUCCACUCCAUGUGAUAAUAAAACUGCAUGUGUGUAUUGACUUUUUUUUUUCUUUCUAGAACAACAGUCUGUCGUGUGCUCUGUAUCAGUCUGUUCUACAUUGGACUGACUCUAACUUUGUGAACCAUGGUCAGGCUUUUGUGGAGCUGUUUUUUUUCCCCUUCCCUUACAAACUUUAGCCACCAAACGAAAGCUUGAACCAAAGUUGUUCCCUUUUGCUGCUGCUGCUUUGUCUGGUCUGUCUGUCUGUCUGUCUGUCUGUCUGUCUGUCUCUGUCUGUCUGUCUAAGGAUGUUACUGUGUGACCAUGAUUAAGACUUCACCACUGUAUAAACAUCUGACUACUUAUCUUUCAUUUAAACGUUUUUUUCAAGAAAUUGGUGUUGGUAACUAGUAUCUAGCUCUAAACCAAUUUGCGUCGCACCACCAGGUGGAGUGUCUCUAUGGGCCAGUACCCCCCCCCCCCUCCCAUGUUGUGUCUCCUAUCACUACUACUGCAUUAGUGUGGUUUUCUCAGUAGAUUCAGACUGAGUAAUGAUGUAGAGGUCUUGCUUAUCACAGGACAGGUUGUGUAUGUAUUAGAGAUGCACCGAUUGUAACGGCCAGCUAUCAGUAUCGGCCAAUACAGCAACAAUUAGCCAUCAGUGAAUCAUUGUAAAUGAGCCGAUAUUUCCCACUUAUAAUUCCCCAUAUUGUUUUGCAUGCCUGCGUACUAAACGGUAAGAAAAAUGUCUGCUGUGUGGAAUUUUAUUGUUCACAAAGUCAUUAGACCUUAGAAAUGUAUUUUGCAAACAUUGCUCUGCUAAACUUUCACGAGGAGGAUCCAUUAAUAACCAUUUCAAUGCAGUAAAUUUGAUUGCUCUUCUUAAGGUGGGACAGUGAAGAGUAACAAAUCCGCUCCUAUAAAGAAGGCUGCUGUACAGCCAAAUAACGUUAUUCCAUCAGUAGUGCGAGCAUUUAAUGGCAAAAAUAAUCCGUGCAGACAGUGUGAAGUCAAAAGAUAAUAGGAAAAUUAUGGAAUUAAUCACACUUGAUUGGUCAGCCCUUCUGUUUAUAAAUGUUAUAAAUAUGUAAGAUGUAUACAGUUAGAAAAUAUAGUGCUCUGGGACUAUUGUAUGCCAGAGUUGGUGGGAAAAUACUUAUUCAUGCUUUUGGAAUGUAACUUAUUUAUUUUUUUAAUUUAUUUGGGUGGAAUGUCCUUUAAACUUAUUUAAGCAGAACCUCCCAAACAAUCGGUAUCGGUAAUGUCAGUUUUCUAAAUAACUGGCUAUUGGUAUCAGCCAGAAAUGUCCUUAUCGGUGCAUCGCUAGUAUGUAUCUGAGAUAGCUAGUGGUUUACUGGAAAAAUACAGCAAAUUCCAGCGGCCAGUAAAUUAGAAAAAAAGUAUUGGUAAUUCCCUGUAUUUAAAUUAAGGUUUUCACUUAUUAAAUAUGGUGAUUUGUAAAUAAUGAUGUGUUAGUGUUUGUCACAGUUCCAGCUGCCUUGCCGUGACGCUUUGCGGGGACAUGGCCUGGUUCAUGGAGCCUUCAGUUGAUGGCUGAGUUCCUGACCUCCUGUAGGCUGGUAAUUAACAAGGAAACAGACUCUAAAGCCACUGGUCUUAACAUGUGAAGAUACUCUUCCUUUUUUUUAUUCUUUUGAUAGAAAUGAAUAACAAUCAGUUUUUCUAGCCUUUGAAAUUUCGUUGUAUUAUUUCCUUGGCUUUGACCCCUAACCCUUCAGAAUUGCCAUUUAAUGAUUCCAUCACCAUAUAUGCUUGUAAGGGGUACAUUUCUUGGUGUGGAUGCUUUCACACACUGCAGUGGUGCGUGAUCUUUGGCUGAUCGUCAAUAUGGUGUAACUGGAUGAUAGGUGGGAUUAGGGUUGCAAAGAGGCAGAAUAUUUAGGGAAGCUUUCCAUGGGAAGUUAAGAUGGGGAAUUUUGGAAAUCUAGAGCCCCAUGGGACUCUGCACAAGCUGUCAGAUGUGGCAAAGAAAGCAAACUAUAUAAUAUGUCUUAUAAGCAGUGCGUUUUAAUGCGUAUGCUUGUUUUGGGAUGUUUCUGCAUAUACAAUUACAAGCGCUUGGUCACAGAGUGAUAGCAUUAUUAUUGCCAUCAAGAUGAUUUUUUUUCCCCCAACUACAACUACGUUUAUGUUUCCUGUUAUAGGCUGAUCUGCAGUUUUGAAAUUUUCCAGUUUAUUCCUAGUAAUUCCAAUAUAUUCCCAUUAAUUCACAUAGAAUGUUUCUCAGAAUUUUGCCUGCAAGAAAGGUUAGGGAUAAAUGGAAGUUAAUCAUGGUGGAAGGGGAAGCAUGAGGCCGUGAAGAUCUUCAUAAAGCUGGCUGAGUGUGUCUGAGGUGUCCUUUCAAAUGUACUACAAGUUCUGGGCUGGGGAUGCGUGUGGAGUGCCACCUCGUCGGUGCCUGUGUGGGGAGGCCCCUUCAUAAAUGACCGCUGACUGAGGUGUGAAUGUCGAAUGUCGGCAGCACUCCGUUCACUAUACCCUUUCACCAUUACAUCCCCUUGUGCUGCCUUUUUCUGUUAGGUAGCUAUAGCACUGUCGUGGACUUGUUCAUUUCUACUAAUGUAUGACAAUCCUUCUGAUGUGGCGUCUUCAUUUCUUGCUGAAUGUAUACGUAAGGGUGUGUGUGUGUGUGUCCAUCCUCAAGCUUCAGAGAAAACCAAAGACGUCAGCGUGUCCCCGGUCCUGGCCUUCCUGUGACAGAUACCAAAACGUCACCUUGCUGUCUGCUUGGGGUUGUGUGUGGUUGUGUUCUGGAAUACACAGUUUGUCCGUCACCGCUCCCCGUCCCUCACGUUUGCUCCCAGAGUGUGCUUCGUUUUGGCCGUAUAGCUAUGCAUCGUGCUCCAGGGCUGGACUCGGUCUGUCUCGGCACAGCUGUAAAGAGACCUCUGUCACUUUCCUGUUUGUGUGUUGCCUUUCUGGGGAGCUAAACGUGGGUGGGAGGGUCCUACACACUUUGUGCCGGAGCAAAAACCCAAAUGAAACGAGUGGACCGGCCGCCCUGCCUGCCGCACAUACCAAAGAUGGCCCAGCCCGCUGAGUUCACUCUGGGGAGGGCAGCCUAUUCCAAAGUUUUAGUCUUUAUUUUGGUACAUUUCUAGGACACUUGAGGAGGGGUGGGACAAUUUAAAACCCCCUUGUUGAUUUUGGUGUAAAGCGCUUUCCUGUCAUAGCAUGCAGUUUAAAUACAAAGUUGUCGUACUCUUGUUGGGGGAAGACUGGCCUUUUGUACUGGAUAUAUAUCGGCUAAGUUUCAAGUUCCAUUUUCCUGGGAGUCAUCAUUUUAAAAUGUAAACACAAGCUGUACAUAUUUCUUAAGUUGUUACUUUUAGAUGAUCAUUCUGACAGUUAAUUGUGUGAGGCUGUUCUACCUUUACUAUAUUUUGACUUAAGCUUUUGCCAUUUUUUCUUUCUGCUCAUACCUGCUGUGUAGCUUACACUGUUGUCAUGGUGACCCUUGAGUGACAGGUGUAAGAGUUACACCAUAAAAGGGGAGGGGGCAGGAUAUAUUUGUCCCUUUCAUCACACUGCUGUUGCUCAUGUUGGUUGCUAUGGGGACAAAUGCCUUUGGCCUCCAAUUAUAAAGCAACUCAGACAUAAAGGGUUAAAAUCUGGGCAGGACUAUUAGAAAUAUGAAUUUGGGUAUAUACAUUGAUGUUUGUCUGCUGUAUUUUGUUUUUAUAUAUGAAUUCUUACUGUAACUGUACAGUAUACUUACUGUAAACGUUAAACCAUUUUCCAGUCUUUGUAAAGGUGUCUCCUUGAUAGUGAAAUUCUUUUAUAAUUAAAAUCUAAUUAAAAUUCUUUGAUACACAUA
Paramormyrops kingsleyae is the source of this 11381-nucleotide messenger RNA. RefSeq names its product POU domain, class 2, transcription factor 1-like. The record is from RefSeq and is a predicted model, not a curated record. Gene Ontology annotation, molecular function: RNA polymerase II cis-regulatory region sequence-specific DNA binding; DNA-binding transcription factor activity, RNA polymerase II-specific. Gene Ontology annotation, biological process: regulation of transcription by RNA polymerase II. NCBI's taxonomy places the organism in Eukaryota, Metazoa, Chordata, Actinopteri, Osteoglossiformes, Mormyridae. Gene Ontology annotation, cellular component: nucleus.